Messenger RNA from Alternaria incomplexa, 450 nucleotides. RefSeq lists its product as uncharacterized. The record is from RefSeq and is a predicted model, not a curated record. The transcript is spliced from 2 exons. Gene Ontology annotation, molecular function: single-stranded DNA binding. The coding region runs from base 1 to 450 and encodes 149 amino acids. Lineage: Eukaryota; Fungi; Ascomycota; Dothideomycetes; Pleosporales; Pleosporaceae.
AUGUUCUCCUCCACCUUCCGCGCUGCGGCCCGCGCGCCCACCUCGACCUUCGCACGCAGCUUCUCGUCCACCCGCCCCUCGCAGGUCGCGCGCAUGACCGUCAUCGGCCGUCUCGGAGUUGCGCCAGAAGAAGUCACCGUCUCUGGCGACAGGACACUCGUGCGCUACGUAGUAGGAACGAGCUACGGCAAGGGCGAGGACAAGAAGACCAGCUGGUUCCGGAUUGCGAGUUUCGUGCAGGGCGCGCAGAAGGAUUUCCUGAUGAACGUGCCCAAGGGAUCGAUGCUCUAUGUGGAUGCGGAUGCGCGCAUGGAGACGUACCUUGACAGCGAGGGCAACAAGAAGAGCAAUUUGAGCUUGGUUGCACGCAACUUCGAUGUCUUGUCUCGAGCUCGUACUGAGGACACGGAGAACAACGACGAGGGCCUUGUUCAGGAAGCUUCUGGUUAA